AUGGAACAAACAACUUUUACUACAGAAAAUCGUGUAUUACCAUGUUAUUACAUCUCUCAUGGUGGUCCACCAUUGGUGUUAAAUCAUGAUGAUAAAGCCUAUAACUUUCUGAAAAGUUGGGGAGAAAAGAUUUUAAAUGAGAUAAAACCAAAAGCAAUUGUUGUAAUUUCGGCUCAUUGGGAAACUGAUGAUACAAUCAAAGUUGGUAGUUUUGAUAAUACAACACCCAUUAUUUAUGAUUACUAUGGGUUUCCUGAUAAAUUGUACAAACUAAAAUAUCAUUCCAAAGGCUCUCCAGAAUUAGCCAAGAAAAUUGUGGAUUUAUUAAAUGAGUCCAAAAUCAAAUCAGAAAUUGAAAAUAAACGUGGUUUAGAUCAUGGAUGUUGGAUUCCAUUAAAAAUUGCAAUACCAGAUCCUAAAGAUUUACCAAUUAUACAAGUUUCUUUGAAACGUCAUGCUUCAUACGAUUUUCACAUUAAAGUUGGUAAAGCUUUGGCAUCUUUAAGAAAACAAGGUGUUUUAAUAAUAGGAUCUGGAUCUUUGGUUCAUAAUCUGAGAGACAUGAAUAUUCAUAUGUUUAGUUUGGCUCCUUAUUCUCAACCAUUUGAAAAAGACGUUGAUUCUUAUGUUACGAAUUUUGUUGGUAAUGAACGUGAACAAAAAUUAAUCAAAGAUUUAUCAUCUCAUCCUCUGUUAAGAAAAGCUCAUCCAACCGAUGAUCAUCUAGUUCCGUUACAUUGUGCAGUUGGUUCUGCUGGUUCUGACCCCGGUAGGAAAAUAUAUGAAGAAUUAAUAAGCUCUUUAAGCAUGGGUGUUUAUGAAUUUGCCAAGAAUUAA
Molecule: messenger RNA, 837 nt
Organism: Entrophospora candida
Lineage: Eukaryota; Fungi; Glomeromycota; Glomeromycetes; Entrophosporales; Entrophosporaceae
Source: the annotation of a GenBank genome assembly